Alexandromys fortis (reed vole) is the source of this 1621-nucleotide messenger RNA. Its product is annotated as retinoic acid early-inducible protein 1-epsilon-like. NCBI's taxonomy places the organism in Eukaryota, Metazoa, Chordata, Mammalia, Rodentia, Cricetidae. Gene Ontology annotation, cellular component: external side of plasma membrane. The record is from RefSeq and is a predicted model, not a curated record. Gene Ontology annotation, biological process: immune response. Bases 92 to 916 code for a protein of 274 amino acids. The transcript is spliced from 5 exons.
CCUUCAUAAAUCCUCGUGUGGAGUGCUCUGCAAAGCGACACUGCCACUGCCUUUCUUUGCAGCUCCGGUUACUAAACCUUUUGCUCAGGGUAUGGCAAAGAAUGCAGCCGCCCAGCACUGUCUUUCCACCCUAGCUGUGUGCUUUUCGGUUCUACUGAUCUGUCUGUGGUCAAUGCUGCCCGCUGAUACACACUCUCUUAGUUGUGAUGUCAUUGUCAAGGCUCGUACCACACCUGGACAGUCCUGGUGUGAAGGGCAGUGCUCAGUGGAUGGAGUGCCUUUCCUGCAGUAUGAUAAUGACAACAAAGCCACACCUUUGGGAGACCUGGGGAAGGUGGCAGAUGCCACUCCUGUGUGGACAGAUUUGAUGCAAAAGCUGGAAUACUUGGGGCAAGAGCUCAGGAAGAUGUUGGCUAACUCCAUACAAGAGAUGACUGAGACCAGUGGUCAGCCCACUUUACAGGCCACCAUGCUUUCUCAGUAUGAACAAGGACAAAGUGUUGGUGCCUCCUGGAGGUUUAACAUCAGUGGAAAGUAUUCCUUCAUCUUGGACACAAUGAAUAUGAGCUUUAAACAGAUUAGUCUUGAAGCCAGAUCUAUCAUGAAUGAUGAACAAUUAAUGAAAGACCUCAAGAUAAUCUCCACAGCAGACUGCAGUUACUGGCUCAAGGAACUCUUAAAGCACCAGAAGAAAAAUCAAAGAUCAACAUCAAGGGCCACAGGUAUCACCCUGCUCACAUCUGCAUCUGCCGCACAGCCUCCGCUUACAACCAAGCUUCAAUAUGAGGAAAUAUUUGUCCCCAUAGCAGCAUUCAUUGCCAUAAUCUUACCUUUAAUUGUUGGAAUUGUUGUGAAACCUUAUCCCCAAGGAGGUGAUUCUCCAUGCUGCUCCUCAGCAUCCUCAUCUGUAAUCUAAUCUGAAGUCAUUGUCAACAGCAGCCUCUGGUACUUCUCUUUUGCUUCGCAGCCAGAAAUAAAACCAUCUGAUGGUAUUGAUCAUCUGUGCCAUUUCACAUCUGAACAAGCAUGGUGUGAAAGAUUAAGGUUGACGGUCUCCAUGCAUUCUCUAUCACUUCAUCAAGGUGGAACAGGUCAUUGUCACCAGCGACUACAUCUUGCUUUGUUCUCUUUCACAUUCUUAGACUGUAUGAACUUGGGAGUAUCAGGUUGUGCCCCACUCUAAGAUACUCCUUUUUGUGUGAAAUGAUGGCUUUCAGGCUGGGUCUUGCCCAAGGUGGCUCCAUUUUGCAAGCAACAAGAUGAUGACUGAGCAUCUCCUGUGCAAAUAGACAUACCUUCUGUCCAGUAACAAUAAGCCAAAGCCAGAUAAAUGUCAUAUGUCUAAAACUGAAAAGAUGUCACUUAUGGACAUAUCAGAAUCAAUUAGACACAUGAGAAGGAGACUAUAUCAACAUCAUAUCUGUGUUGGAUAGUUUUAUGUCAACUUGACACAAGCUAGAAUUGACUGUAAGGAGAGAGCCUCAAUUAAGUAAAUGUCUCUAUAUGAUCUAGCUAUAGGGCAUUUUCUUAAUUAGUGGUUAAUGGAAGAGGGCCCAUCCCGGGCCCAGCCCAGCCCAUUGUUGGCAGACCCAUCUCUGGGUGAGUGGCACUGGGCUCUAUA